Messenger RNA from Callorhinchus milii (elephant shark), 863 nucleotides. RefSeq lists its product as uncharacterized. NCBI's taxonomy places the organism in Eukaryota, Metazoa, Chordata, Chondrichthyes, Chimaeriformes, Callorhinchidae. Gene Ontology annotation, biological process: monoatomic ion transport; regulation of sodium ion transmembrane transporter activity. Gene Ontology annotation, molecular function: sodium channel regulator activity. The transcript is spliced from 11 exons. The record is from RefSeq and is a predicted model, not a curated record. Bases 114 to 761 code for a protein of 215 amino acids. Gene Ontology annotation, cellular component: membrane.
CAAACACCCACGCACGUCCCCCCUCCUCUCCAUCUUUCCACAUUUGGGAAAAAAAGGGGGUGACAAAAUCUCUCUCUUCAAAUUUCAACAAAGGGGGGAAAAAAAAAGUGACCAUGGAAAGCCGCAGGUUGGUGCUGUGCUCCUUGAUGGUUCACCUGGCAGUUGCUGGAAAUUCCACCAGAAUAGACGACGACCCAUUUUACUACGAUUACAAGACGCUGCGGAUCGGGGGGCUGGUCUUUGCUGUCGUGCUCUUCGCUCUGGGAAUCCUGCUCAUCCUGAGUCGCAAAUGUCGGUGCAACUUCAACCAGAAAGCCAGACCUCAGGGCGAUGAAGAAGCUCAGGCAGAGACACUGAUCACCAACAAGGCGACAGCAACGGAAACCGCAGCCAAAGCAGAGAAUUAUCCUUCGCUACGCACGUGCUUAUCCCGGUACAACAGGCACACAAACACACGCACACACACUCACACACACUCACACACGCGUGUACACGCACACCCACAUAUAACGCACGCGCCAGUGUUACUUGGUUGCCACGGGGAUGGGAGAACCCUCACACAGGCUGAGUCGUCACAGAAACCGAUGGGUGUGUUUUUUCCUCCUUCCUCGUCUUCGGUCGAAGACUAUGAGACGAUCAGGAAGGCCGGACUGAUCUUCGCUGCGGUGGCUUUCUGCAUCGGCGUCUUCAUCAUCAUGAGUAAGAAGCUUCGAUGUGGAGGCAAACCAGCGGCAAGGUCACCCCUAGAUGCGAAGGUGUAAAACAUGGCGAGCCUUGGCUCGUUCCCGCUGGACUGGAGUUGGGAGUCGGUGGGUUUCUCGCGCUGGAGGAGGGCAGUAAAUAAAGACUAUAUACUACUACUA